AAUUUUCUCCUUGAAGUUGUAUAUGAUGGGAGAAGAGGGAAGCAAUCGAGGAAGAGGUAAGAAUAAGCGUUUUUGGACCUUUGAGGAAGAUACGGUGCUCAUAAAAUAUUUACAUGAGUUAUCUCUCGAUCCUAAAUGGAAAAGUGAAAGUGGCUUCAAGAGUGGUUACAUGAAUAAGUUGGAAGAAAUGAUAAAAUAUGUGCUACCUAAUUGUGGCUUGAAAGCUGAUCCACACAUUGAGUCAAGGAUUAAGCAUUGGACAGAGAAAUAUAGUGCAAUGGCAGAGAUGUUAUCUGCUUCUGGAUUUGGAUGGGAUUCGGACAAAAAAAUGUUGCAAGUAGAGAAAACUGUAUUUGAUGAAUGGGCUAAGGCUCACAAGAAAGCAAAGGGGUUGUAUGGAGUACCCUUUCCUCAUUAUGAGACACUUGCUGAAAUCUAUGCAAAAGAUAAAGCAACCGGAGAAGUUAGUGAAUCAUUUGUUGGAGCUAUUGAUAACAUGAAUGUUGAGAUUGCAAAUCAGUCUAUGACAAUACAGAGUGACGAAGACGGUUAUAUGGAUUCUCCCACUCAUUCUACCUAUUCUACUCAAUCAACAACUCAAUCCCAUAAGCGGCCAAUGAAGAAAGAGGAUGAUAAUACUCCUUCCAAAAAAGCAAAGAUGAAAGAAAUGAAGGGAAAAGGAAAGACACAUCAAAAGGUAGAUGAUGCUAAUGAGUUAGUAGCUUCUCUUCAUAAUACAUCUAAAACUUUUGGGAAAAUUUUUGAGGACAUAAAUGCAAAUCUUGGAACUAUGGCAAAUUCAUGGUCCAAAGCCGAAGAAAGGGAGCAAAAAAUGGAUGAUGAAGUGAAUAAGGUGUUAGAAGAAGUUAUGAAAUUGGAUGGUGUUUCUCCUUCGGAAUCUUUAGAGGUGGCAACAAUUCUCAUGGCUGAAUAACAUAAGCUUCGAAUCUUUUUUCAAGCUCCAACUAACUUGAAGAAACAAUAUGUUUUAGAUCUCCUUAAGAAAAAGUAGGUGGGAGUAUUGCUAAUCAUCUACAAUGUAUGGCCUCUGAAACUUUAAUUAAGGCUUAUUUUGUUCUUGAAUUUCAGAAUUUUGUAGUAUACAUUUGUUUGGUUUCCUACAAAAAGUACUUGUUAUGCUAUGAUAUAAUCAGUCUAAUAUUAUAGCUAACUUAUUUUUAUGGUAUUUUUAUGCUAUGAUAUAAUCUGUACAGUUGGUGGCUGUUUCUGGCCUGCUGUUUUCUGGUCUGGUGUUUAUGUGUUCUCAGGCUGCUGGUGUUUUUGGCUGAGUUCUGGUUUUGAUUUUGUUAUUACUUGUGUCUGUUUUUUGUGUUGCUGGGCUUAUGUUUGUUACUUGUUGUAAUUCUUUCAUUCUUUGUUAAUAAUAUUUGCUUAAUUCCCAAAA
Molecule: messenger RNA, 1405 nt
Organism: Chenopodium quinoa (quinoa)
Lineage: Eukaryota; Viridiplantae; Streptophyta; Magnoliopsida; Caryophyllales; Amaranthaceae
Exons: 2
Coding region: 23-934 (303 amino acids)
Source: RefSeq, a predicted model, not a curated record